Messenger RNA from Stylophora pistillata, 1565 nucleotides. RefSeq names its product glyoxalase domain-containing protein 5-like. The record is from RefSeq and is a predicted model, not a curated record. Gene Ontology annotation, molecular function: lactoylglutathione lyase activity; metal ion binding. NCBI's taxonomy places the organism in Eukaryota, Metazoa, Cnidaria, Anthozoa, Scleractinia, Pocilloporidae.
UCAUGUAGCACAUCGGGCGAGUGGACGUUACAAGCUCGCGAUCACUUGUUCGACUGGCCAUUAGGAUUUAGAGUUACAGUGGAAGGUGCAGGGAGAGGGCGAGAAAAGGCGAGAAGAAUUUUUUUACUUUCCCUUCGCUCACCCCUUUGUACAAAUUUUUUUCUGUCCCUAGCUUACCGCUGCUGUAUUUAUCAACGAUGGCAGCCAUCAUUUUCACUAGGAAAAUACUAAGAAAGCGCUUGCCAAAAUUACGGCUACUCAGCAGGUUAGAUCAGAAAGCAGAUGCUCACCAAUUUCAAGAUGUGGAUCCACAGUACAAGCUGUUUUCCAUCUCUCAUAUUGAUCACAUUGUGCUAACAGUUAAAAAUAUAGAGGCUACAGUCAAAUUUUACACUCAAGUUCUCGGUAUGGAGGAGGUUACAUUUGGUCAAGGUAGGAAAGCUCUUGGAUUUGGAAAUCAGAAAUUCAAUUUGCACCAAAAAAGGAAGGAGUUUGAACCAAAAGCUGCAAACCCAACACCUGGUUCAAUUGACAUUUGCCUAAUUACAAACACACCGAUAUCAAGUGUUGUCACACACCUGAGAAAUCUAGAUGUAAAGAUCGAGGAAGGACCUGUGCAGAGGACUGGUGCCCAAGGACCAAUUACAUCCAUUUACUUAAGGGAUCCUGAUAGUAACCUUAUUGAGGUGUCUAAUUACAAUAAUAACCAUUGAGCAGACAGGGGAGGGUCCUGAGAAAUAAAAAAUCAGCUUUCUAUUAACUGUUUUGUUAGAAGACUUUUAAAGGGGCUUUAAGUUUGGUCUGUCUGCCUCCAUGAGAAUUUCUCACUGCUGUUUUCUUACUUUCUUUAAAGAAAUUACCAUCCAGCCAUUUCAUACUUCUCAUCCCCCUCUGAAUUCACCUUUGCCCCUUUUUGGGGUGGUCCUAUAUUUUUUUUCCUGGUUAAAAAGGGGUACAUUUCUAAAGAUACUGUGGUGCUGCGUCAGUGGGAGUAGUACAAGAUAAUAAUUUGGUUUCAUCAACUGAGUUCAUAAUGUGAACUGGCCACUGCCAAGUGUUUCUAAAGCUAUAUUCUUUCUCUGAAUUUUUAUACUAGUUAAAAGAGAUUCCUUGGCCUUGUUGGUCUUAAUGAUAGGUAAAUUUAGGUUUAGCAGUUUGGAGCUUUCAAAGAACACUUGGUAUCUUCUGAAACAGUUAUUUUUCUGGCUUGAUAUCAGGGUGAAAUCUGGCUCUAGCAAAUGCUCACACAACUGGCCUCUCACCUAUCUACUUCAUUGAAAAAAUGAGAGAGAUUAGAUUAAGGCUUGUUGAGGCUGGUAACAAUUUUAUGCUGGAAGUCUUUUGAGUGUUUGCCAUUUUUAAUGAAGUAGUUCAUCAACUUUUAAUUUCCAGUUAGAGAUAUAAAUAUUUUAUUCAGAUAUAAAACUGGGUAGAGUGUAUUUCAAGCAGUUGCUUAAUGUGCAAAAUGCAACAUGGGUAGUGUAAGAAAUUUUAUCUGCAAGUUUUUUUUAUGAGUGAAAUAAAAUAUAUAAAACUACAGAGAUGUAAGACAUUUUAUUACACGA